GCUGUACCCUCGGCAUGCAAGUGCUCUCAACAACCUGGGGACAUUGACCAAGGACGUGGUGGAGGCAAAGGACUACUACAGACGGGCCCUUCAGUUAAACCCUCAGCACAAUCGAGCUCUCUUCAAUCUUGGCAACCUGCUCAAGUCCGAAGGGAAGAAGGAGGAAGCUGUAAUCUUACUGCAGGACUCCAUAAAGUACGGCCCAGAGUUUGCAGAUGCUUACUCAAGCCUGGCCUCACUGCUAGCCGAACAGGAACGGCUUAAGGAAGCAGAGGAGGUUUAUAAGGCUGGCAUAGAGAAUUGUCCAGAGAGCUCCGAUCUGCAUAACAACUAUGGUGUUUUCUUGGUCGAUACUGGGUCUCCUGAGCAAGCCAUGUCCCACUACAGGCAGGCCAUCCACCUGAGCCCUGCUCACCACGUGGCCAUGGUGAACCUGGGCAGGCUUCACCGCUCCCUGGGGCAGAGCAAAGAGGCAGAAGUGUGGUACAAGCGGGCACUGAAGGUAUCCCAGAAGGCUGAAAUCCUGUCCCCUCUCGGGGCUCUGUAUUACAACACAGGACGCUAUGAGGAAGCAUUGCAGGUUUACAGGGAAGCAGCAUCACUGCAGCCUUCAAACAAAGAGAUCCGACUGGCACUGGCACAGGUUUUAGCAAUGAUGGGGAGGACAAAAGAAGCUGAAAAGAUGACAAACCAUAUACUUAAUGAGGAUGCAGAGUGUCUGGAGUGCUACCGCCUUCUGUCAGCCAUCUACAGCAAGCAGGAGCACUAUGCCAAGGCGCUUGAAGCUAUAGAAAAAGCACUUCAGCUAAAACCAAAGGAUCCAAAAGUCAUAUCAGAGCUCUUUUUCACUAAAGGAAACCAGCUAAGAGAACAGAAUCUCCUUGACCAGGCUUUCGAGAGCUAUAAGCGGGCUGUGGAGCUGAACCCAGACCAAGCACAGGCCUGGAUGAAUAUGGGAGGCAUCGAGCACAUCAAGGGGAGCUACGUCACUGCCCGGGACUACUAUGAGAAAGCCUUACAGCUGGUUCCAAACAGCAAGUUGCUGAAGGAGAAUCUGGCCAAACUGGAUCGCUUGGAGAAACGGUUUCAGGAAGUCCAGGAGAAAGACCAAGCAUAGCAUUCAGUCACCAGUGGAAAGACACUUAUGCCCCUUGGAGAAGAGUGUGAUGGAAGUCUGUUGCUCAAAGUGAUACUGAAGGAACUCUGAUAGGACUCAGAAUUAAAGAAGGCAAAUUUCGAAUGCAUGCUUAUGUUUGACCAAAGUCACAGGAGACAUUCAGCUCCUGUGGGACAUGCUGGAGAAUGAAUGAAAACCUUCCUUUAAUCAAGAUUUAUGUUUAGGCUGAACCCAUUUUAAUCACACCAGGAGUGUGGAUGGGAGAUGUACCUUCAACAUCUUGGUUAUCACUGGGGAAACCAUGGAGAUGCAGCACUCAUCCAUUGCAGCAGGGGUGAAGUAGCACCUCCUGUUACUCAACACGGGCUCACCUCAUCCAUGUAGAGUAUUCCUGAUGGGCUUCAUUGCAAGUGCUGUCCAGGUCUUGCUGCAGACAGGAAAAAUGGUCAUUAUGGUCACAUGAAAAGGUUUCAAGGGGUUAAUGCUGAGGAAAUGGUGGCAACUUUUACAGCUCUAAAUGUGACUUGAAAAUUAUUCUAAAGAAAGGGAAAACUAUCUAAAUAUUGCCCUGGAAGGAUGAUUCUACAAGUAGGACAAAUGAUCCUUUGAGGGAAAACUUAACCUGAAUGUUUUACUCAUUAGAUAGUAAUUUUGUAGUAAGUCAGGUUCAUGAUGUCAGUUUUGUCAAAUAUCAUGUGGCUUUACCCUUUGCCCUCUCCCUCCAGGCCAAAUAAUUAUUACUCUGAAAAAGCCUGAAACAUCCAAAGGCAAUGGGAAGCUCUAGGAUUACUUGUCCUCCUGCUCAGUCCC
Molecule: messenger RNA, 1927 nt
Organism: Acanthisitta chloris (rifleman)
Lineage: Eukaryota; Metazoa; Chordata; Aves; Passeriformes; Acanthisittidae
Gene: TMTC1
Product: transmembrane and tetratricopeptide repeat containing 1
Exons: 9
Biological process (GO): protein O-linked glycosylation via mannose
Molecular function (GO): mannosyltransferase activity; protein binding
Source: RefSeq, a predicted model, not a curated record